Molecule: messenger RNA, 1026 nt
Organism: Vitrella brassicaformis
Lineage: Eukaryota; Vitrellaceae
Source: the annotation of a GenBank genome assembly
UUACAGCGCCCCAUGUGCCCAUUUCAGCACACGGUCGUCCUGCUCAGGCGCGGUGAUGAGACCGACCAGGACGGGCAGGAAGGGCGCCAACUCGGCCAGUGGGACAGGGAGGGGCGACUUCUUGGAGCCACUCAACAGGUUCCACAGCAGCCGGCCACUCAGGUGGGGCACUCUGAUGACACUGCCCUCCCGCAUCGCCUUCAGCAGCGGCUGCAGGACGCCAUCCGCCAGCACGGCAUCGCGAUGGGUCGAUGACUCCGUCGUGAUGAUGCACAGCACCCCGAUGGCCGCCUCACGCACAUUGUCAUCGUGUGACGACACGAGCUGCACCAGGGGCGGGACGGCACCCGCAUCCACCACCGAACCGGCGUGGUGAAUCGCCAAUCUGCCGAGGGCCAAUGCUGCUACGUUCUGCACCUUCUCGCACCCGCUCAGCUGCUCUACCAAGGCUGGCAGCACACCCGCAUCGAUGGCCUUCUGCUCGAUGGUGCCGUCUCGAUGGCGCGGGAGGGACAGCAGCGGGCCGAACCACCCUACGGCUUGAGCCCGAACCUGCGAUUCGUUGGCCGAUGCUAUGAGGUGACAGAUAUCGGCGAUGGCGGCGAUGAUCUCGGCCUCGACUGCCUCCAACCCUCGCUGCUGGACGGCCUGGCCGUACGCCUCCUUGGUGCCGAUGGAUUUGCACAGGUCUCUCGCCUUGGUCAGCACUGCUUGGGGUGAGGGAUGGCCAUCUGUGCCGUCCGAAUCCAUCUCGUCCAACCUGCGAGGAACAACACACAUACACACGACGCGGAAUAGUCCCAUGCCUUCUCUGCUCCCUCCUGACCUGUCCACGUGUGCAAUGCUACGCUGCCCGCCCAGAUCUCACGACGCCACACCUGCCAUGAGAUGAGAGCCAGCGAGGAGAAUAUGAUGACACGACAUGAGAGACGUAUCUAUCUGCAGUAGGGAUGCUUUCAGUUACCGUGGUGUGUGCAGGCUGUGACGGGGAGAGGCUCACGGAACCGAUCAAACGCAACAAAAUGG